AUACCAAUGGAAACGUGCGAGCACUGAACAGCAUCUAGGAGCCAGUGCGCUUGCCAAUCAAUUGGUACAGUGAAACAGAACAAGACUGCAAUAGCGUGGAGAUCAGGCGUGGAGAUCUCUCUCUUCUUUCUGGAUGUGGGGAGCCCUGGACAAUGUCGUACCCACAGUUUGGAUACCCCUACACAUCUGCACCUCAGUUUCUGAUGACCACCAACCCGCUGAGUGCGUGCUGUGAAUCCAGCGGCAGGACGCUGGCGGAUUCCGGGGCAGCGGCUUCGGCUCAGACCCCCGUGUAUUGUCCCGUGUAUGAGAGCAGACUGUUGGCCACGGCCAGACACGAGCUAAACUCGGCAGCCGCGCUGGGGGUGUACGGGAGCCCCUACACCACCAGCCAGGGAUAUGGCAACUAUGUCACCUAUGGGACAGACCCCUCCGCUUUCUAUUCCCUGAGUCCUUUUGACACCAAGGAUGGGACAGGAUCUGCGCAUGCGGGGAUCGCCCAGGCAGCUGCCUAUUACCCAUACGAUCCCACCUUGGGACAGUAUCAGUAUGACAGAUAUGGUGCUGUGGACCCAGGAACCAGGCGCAAAAAUGCAACCCGAGAAACGACCAGCACCCUGAAAGCUUGGCUGCAAGAGCACAGGAAGAACCCUUACCCCACCAAAGGGGAGAAGAUCAUGCUGGCCAUCAUCACCAAGAUGACCCUGACCCAGGUCUCCACCUGGUUCGCCAACGCCAGGAGAAGGCUCAAGAAGGAGAACAAGAUGACCUGGUCCCCCAGAAAUAAAUGCACCGAUGACAAGAAAUCCUACCGCGAUAACGAGGAGGAACAUCGGAAUGACAAAGACGACGAUAAAGAUGAGGAUGAUGCCAGAUGUAAAGAGGACAAGGAGGAGCUGCAGCUGAGUGACCUGGAUGACUUUGAUGGGAUCGAGACAGAAAGCGAUGAGUGUGAGUUGAAGGGCCCAUUUCAGCAACUGGACAACAAUCAGCUCAGGGUUGCAGAAUGUCAGCCCGACCAUUGCAAGAAGGUUUCUUUAAAGAUAACCCUGCCAACACCAGGAGAUCGAGAUUCGGAGAAGGUCAAGGACUGUCUCAAACGAGUGAUGACUAACUCCGAGCAAGACCUAAUGGUAGGAGGACAGAGAGGGUGUGAAACCAAGCUUUGCUUCCAACAGCAGCAUAGCCAGCAGAUGCUGGACAACAAGCCUCGGAUCUGGUCCCUCGCUCAAACCGCUACCUCCUUGAGCCAAACUGAAUAUCCAUCUUGCAUGCUGAAACGGCAGCAGCAGGCUGUCUCCUCCUCUCCCCCUUUGAUCUCCAUGCCUACCAGUGUGGUGGACAGACACGAUUCCCCAGUGACCACCCUAAGGAAUUGGGUGGAUGGGGUAUUCCAUGACCCUCUAUUCAGGCACAGCACUUUGAACCAGGCAUUUACCAACACCACCGUUUCCUGGGCUACCACCAAAAGUGGUAUGUUGGAUACAGAGGCAAUGGGACGCUCGUUGGUAACCCCUACAAAUAUGAUCAAAGGACAAAUCCCGGGUUUACCCCAGCAAGAAACCAACAAGGACCUCUCAGCAUUUCCUAAAACAGGAAACAAAAUGUUUUGUUCGUAACAAGACAAAUGCUGCAAACUUUUUCUUUCUGGAGCCUUUUGAUGCACAAUGAAGAGGCGCAAGGAUCUGAAUUUUAACUUGAGGCAUUCUAUUCACAAGCUCAGCCUGUCUUUUAUUAGACUUUAUACAUUUCGUCACUGUUUUAAGCUUUCACAAGACAACUGAAAUGAUCUCAAGAGCUCUUUAACUGAAUAGUGUUGUGUAAUUUAUUCAAAUCCAUGUUGGAACGCACGUCUGAACUUAUACUGUAGAACAAAGCAGUAAAGUUUACAUCUCAAAGUUUACAGAAAUGGGUAUCUUAGAUUUGGAAUUCGAAAUCUGCUUAAAAGCAUGCAAAUGUAAUUCUCUCCCAAACUCCAUUUUUUAAAUGUGUGUCUUACCAUCCAGCUCUGCAACGAGUCACAAGCAACACUUGUUUAAAAAAAAAGUUUACACCAUUGCACAAGUCUUUGGCUUUAAAAGAUACGAGAGUAUAUGUUAAACAUAUGUGCACUGAAAUAAACGUGCUGUUUUAGAGGUAAUUAACGAGUGUCGUAUUUAUCGGUAGUUGGAACUGAUUUAAAAUUAGGUUAAAGCGAUAUAAUUUCAGUUUUACAUCUUGAAAAUAUAUUAUACAUGAACCUUUGCACAACCCAUUUUGUUCGCUUUAUUUCUUCCAGAUACUGUGCA
This is a messenger RNA of Callorhinchus milii (elephant shark), 2288 nucleotides long. RefSeq names its product iroquois homeobox 4b (gene irx4b). Gene Ontology annotation, cellular component: nucleus. The transcript has 6 exons. Gene Ontology annotation, molecular function: DNA-binding transcription factor activity, RNA polymerase II-specific; RNA polymerase II cis-regulatory region sequence-specific DNA binding. The record is from RefSeq and is a predicted model, not a curated record. Gene Ontology annotation, biological process: neuron differentiation; regulation of transcription by RNA polymerase II; cell development. Lineage: Eukaryota; Metazoa; Chordata; Chondrichthyes; Chimaeriformes; Callorhinchidae. The coding region runs from base 153 to 1619 and encodes 488 amino acids.